This is a messenger RNA of Glarea lozoyensis ATCC 20868, 543 nucleotides long. Its product is annotated as MFS general substrate transporter. Gene Ontology annotation, molecular function: transmembrane transporter activity. Gene Ontology annotation, cellular component: fungal-type vacuole membrane. The transcript has a single exon. The coding region runs from base 1 to 543 and encodes 180 amino acids. Gene Ontology annotation, biological process: transmembrane transport. The record is from RefSeq and is a predicted model, not a curated record. NCBI's taxonomy places the organism in Eukaryota, Fungi, Ascomycota, Leotiomycetes, Helotiales, Helotiaceae.
AUGCCCAACUCAAUCGAGCUCAUCCAGCCCUAUCCCACUCUUCACCCACACCACCACCACCACCACCACGACAUCGAAACCCCCAAACCCCAACCCUACCCAACCCUCGACCAAACCCCCUCCAUCUCCCGCGCCUCCUACUCCUUCCCCGAAGGCGGCACCGCCGCCUGGCUCGUCAUCCUCGGCUCCUUCUCCAUCAUCGCCGGCACCUUCGGCCUCAUCUCCUCCGUCGGCCUCUUCCAAUCCUACUGGCAAUCCCACCAGCUCUCCUCCUACACCUCCCGCGAUCUCGGCUGGAUUGGCGCCGUCAACGUCUUCCUCAACUUGCUUCUCGGCGUGCAAAUCGGGCCCUUAUUCGACCGUUACGGCCCGAGAUGGCUGAUUGCCGUGGGCAGUGUGGCGUUUGUGGGGAGUUUGGUACUGCUGGCGGAGUGUAAAGUGUAUUGGCAUUUUAUGCUUGUUUAUGGUGUGCUGGGGGGGAGCGCGAGUGCGUUUUUGACGACGACGGCUUUGAGUGUUGUUGCGCAUUGUAAGUGCUCGUAA